Venustampulla echinocandica is the source of this 2955-nucleotide messenger RNA. RefSeq lists its product as uncharacterized. NCBI's taxonomy places the organism in Eukaryota, Fungi, Ascomycota, Leotiomycetes, Helotiales, Pleuroascaceae. The transcript is spliced from 3 exons. Gene Ontology annotation, cellular component: cytosol. The record is from RefSeq and is a predicted model, not a curated record. Bases 1 to 2955 code for a protein of 984 amino acids.
AUGCAUUGCAACGAAUGUGGGCACCCCUUGCCCUCUGUCCGCGACACAAGUACCAUCUGCAGCAAAUGCAAGACGCCCGUAGCAACGUGGUGGGAUGAGACGUCCCAGACCUUCCGGACGAACCGGGAGAUUCUCCUGCCGUAUAGUCCUACCUCGUCGCUAGAUUCUAGUAGAGGAGACAAUAUAACGCAGAGGGGGAAUACGCAAACGAUCGAGGAGAGGGCAUUCUCUACAGCGCUCAUUAUGAUCGAGGCGCAUUUUGAGAAGAUGAGGGGUCCGGGGUUCAAGGUUAUGCUAGAAGUGAAGAAGAUGGUUGCCCAAACACUGGAUAGGAGUUUGAAUAAGGCGAACGUUAGGGAACGACUCGCAAAGAACGUAGAUAUUUGGAUGCGCCUCCAGAAAAUCUUCAACUUGGCUGUGCCCUCCCUCGUUCAGCGCUCCUUGAGAGAAUCUUAUACCGAAGCCGGCAUUCCUAACGGCCUUGACGUUCCCGAGUCCGCCACGCUGAUACUCAAGAAUUACGAAUCUCUAAGGGAGGAUUUACAUUUUCUGAAUAAUUUGCUGGUUAUUAGUAGGAAUAUGCUGGCGAUCAAGGAGACAGCCCAGGAAAUUUGCGCGGCAGUACAGUUUGAUAAGGCUGUUCAGAAGCUUAUUAUUCUGUGCGUGAACGUUACGAGUAAGGGUUACGACGGCGAGAAUGUUACGGAUAUGGACAGGGCGAGGCUGUUGGAGAUUACAGAGCUUUACAAAAAGCUCCUAGUUACCUGUCUUCAACAUACGCAUAACUGGACUAUGGGAAAUGAUCGCUUCAAGAUGUCGUUCUGGUUUGAAAUGCUGUUCGACAAUGAUUUGCGGAAUGAUGCUAUCCACGAAAUGCCGCCAGACGACUUAAAUGUCGAAAAGGUGUAUGAGGAGGUCAAGAACUGGUUAAGACGGCACAACAAGAAAGAUGCGUUGGCAACUGAGCUGCUUGAUAAAUAUACGGCCGAUGUUCCGUCGGGCCAAACUGCUGGCUUAUUACCAAUGCUACCGGAUGAAGGGGACGCAUGUUUUACCGGAGAGCCUACCACGCCAGUCUGGAAUGCGGAUUUGGAUGACAAAUGCGAGCAAGAUCGUCUCUAUGCCAGGGUUUCCCAUGAGAUUGAUGUCUGGUGGAAGAGAGUCCGAGAUGCAAAUUACGAUGGUUGGGUCGUGCCGAUGGAGACCGUUGAGGGGGCCAUAGAACGAGCGGAGACAUGCAAGGAGAAUGCAAUGCAUCGAUUUAUGCCUCGAGAGGAAGACCACGACCAUCACUAUGCCCAUGAUGAACAAUAUGAACACCACGAACGCCAUGGUGGUGGUAUUGAUGACCACGAUGAGGUUGAUGCUCGAUCGAUCCAGGGGGAUGAUGGGGAGGAAGAUGACGGUGAAGAAGAAGAGGAGGAAGAUGAUGACGACUCGUAUGUUGAAGGACCAUUGCGGGGGCUCUUGACAGAAAUUCCGAAUAUCCUGGACACGAAGCAGAUUGAAGCUUUGCACAUGACAGUCAAGGCCUGUAUUGUGGAUUCUAUGGGAUCUGGUCUCACCCCUGCUGGCGAAAACCUCCAGAAGACUAGAUGCAAGAUGUUCUUGGCUCUUGACUGUGGAAAAAAUCUCCUUCGAGAAAUGCUCGUCUUUAUUGCAGUUUGGGAACAGACCGACCAACAAUUCAUCUUCCAAAUCACGGCUCAAAUAGUUGAGUCCUUCCACCAUAAUGCGCUACUACCUUACGCUUGGAACUCUCUACGAAUCCUGAAAGAUAUCGUCUCACCCGCGCAGACCGUACUCCUCCGCCUCAUCAACUACAUGUUCCGCGCCCGGAAGGAUAGCCCCAUUUAUGAUGACCUUAAAGAUUACAACCGCGAUGCUAAGCUCAUACACUUCCUCUACAACUAUUUUCGGUGUCGAGUUGUGCCAGAUUGCCUCGCCCUUCUCUACGCACAAGCUCAGAUUCGACAGAACAAAUGCCACCCCAGUGACUUCCCCGUAGAUCUAUGGGAUAUGGAACGGGCGAAGGACGGCCUAUCGCAGUAUCUCGAUUUCAUCUCAGUGAUAGCGGAGAUUCAGGAAAUGAGACACCUCCUUAUUGAAUGGGAGUGUGCUUACGAGCUUAUCUCUCUACUGAAAGCGCUCGAGGCUGGUGUUGCACGCAAGUCAUUGGAUGAGCGAUCCUUGCCUGGACCAAGUCGACGAACUCCUGGAGGUCAGCCGUCAGGCUCAACGACGCCCAUUGUUGAACGACCCUAUGAUGAACAAGUCCAAAAUCAAUCACCUCACCCACCGCCUCAUCUCCCACCCAUGCACGACACGCCCCACAAAUUCCCAUGGUCAGGCGUCAAGAUUCAAAUCCUCAUCAUCCUAACCUCACUCCUCGCGCCCACAAAUCCACGCCGCAAUGGCCCAGGGAAUCCUAUCGUGCAACGACAGCUCUUGGAUCGAGCGGGAAUCAUGCCACUUCUCAACUGCUGCGUCUACGAUGGACAUAACGAAUAUCUAAAGGAGAGAGCCACACUUGCGAUUAAGUUCGUCAUGGAAGGCUGCGAAGAGGCACAGAAAUUCGUGCGCGACCUGGUUCCUGUUAAGCAAGCACAGGCCCAAGCACAGGUAAAAGCCCAGGCGGAGGUGAAACAGAAACAGAGUACCAGUGCAGGAUUGGGGAGUAGCUCUCAAAAUGGCGAGACUUCUGUAAGGGGUAUUCAGGAUGCAGCCGAGGCGGCCGCAGCGGAGUUGGCAAGAAAGGUUGAAGCCAUGAGGGCUGGACGGGAUAUUCUGACUGAGAAUAAAAAUGUCAUUGAGAAGGCGAAAAACGUUUUGAGGGCUCAGGGCCACGUCGUUGAGGGUGACGAUGAGGCUAAGAGGAUUCUUGGGCAUUCGAUGGUUGCGGAAGCGGUGAAGGGGAAGGAGAAUGGAAAGGGGAAGGGGAAGAAUAAGAAAUAG